Molecule: messenger RNA, 4284 nt
Organism: Ostrea edulis (European flat oyster)
Lineage: Eukaryota; Metazoa; Mollusca; Bivalvia; Ostreida; Ostreidae
Exons: 18
Coding region: 137-3772 (1211 amino acids)
Source: RefSeq, a predicted model, not a curated record
CAAUUGUAUAGGGUGUCAGUAACCCUGCGGCGCUAUUCGCUUUCUUUAAAGAGUUUAAACAUGGCGGAAAAUUGUCGAGCAUGCACCUGAAUUCAGAAUUAAGUGUUUAAAAGACCCCAUCAAAAGAGUACUAUAGAUGGAUCCCCAAUCUCUAGAAUCCCUCAGGGAAUGCAAAAUGAAUUUCCUGGAGAUUUUGGAGGUUCAGACGUCUGACUGGGGAACUGAACACUACAAACAUAUUAUCAAGAUGGCGGCAAACAAGGCGAAAUUGAUCAUAGCAACAGCAGCCAACUACCUGCUGCAACUGAAAGAGGAAAUGGAAGACUUUAAGGAAAUUUUGCGGAAACUGAACAUAAUAAUGGCAGAACAAAUUCUGGGAAUAGCCAGCAAGGGUCUUUUCAUAGAUGGCGAAAAUAUAAGCGAAAAUGACAAGGAUGACCUCAAAAGCCUGAAAAGUGACGAAUUCCGCUUCCAAUACGAGGAAGCUGAGACUCUUCAUGACAGGCAAACCCAGAUUAAGCUCAAUCUAGACAUAAAAAGCUCGAUCAAACAGACUAGGAAGAUUCUGGACGAAGUGGAUGAUGACGUGAUGGUGAAUACUGUGGCUGUGGAAAAGCUGGAAGAUUUUAUCCAAAAGUGGGCGGAGAAACUAAUAGAAGGGGAGGAGGUAAAUAAAAUGACGGAUAGGGGUGAUGAUGGGAAAGAAAGCAUUGUAAAAAUGGAUGAAGACACCGAGGUUGAUGAUAGUAAAGACACCGAGGCUAAAGAUAAUGAAGACACCGGGGCUGAAGAUAAAGACACAGAGGCUGAAGAUAUUAAAGGCACCGAGGCUGAAGAUAAUGAAGAUGAAAACAAAGAUACAGGGCAGGAAGAUGAAAAGACACGAAAGGAGACGGAUCAAAGCACAAAGGUGGUGGAGAACGACGAUGACAAUAAAGACGUGGAUGAAGAAAAACAUAGUGGCGAGAAAAUCGCUGAUGAAGAGAACGAUGUUGAAAGUCUGAAAUCAAAAGUCGACGCUGAUACAAUUGAUGAUCAGAGACUGAGAGGUCGAUCAAAAACUUUGACUUCAAUCAAAACGGACAAACUUGAUGUCAUACUAGAGUCUGACGACGAUGAAACAGAUCAGGACGAGGGACAUACGGACGGAUUAGCAGCUAAAGAAUCCUUGGUAUAUGAAGAACAAGAUUCAGAUAGAGAUGGAGAGGAUGCAGAUACCAUCACUAAAGAAAAUAUCGAGAAUGACGAUAAGAAAGAUAAUGCAGACGACGAAGAGGAAGAUAUAGAAACACUAAUGAUGAAGGAGGUGGAGGAACAGGCGAAUCAAGAACGGGAAGAUCCAUUUCCAGCUGAAGAAUGGGAUACCUUCAUAUAUCAUCGACCACUUGAUCAAUCUGAAGAUCAAGAACAGGAAAUUGUAUGUGUUGUCAUUGUAAAACGUGAGAUGCUGAGACAAAAUUACGUCCUGUGUACUAAUACGCAUAAUCCUAGCGAUCUACGAGCUUGCCUAAAAAAUAAACACGAAAAGCUCUUGUCCUUUUUUGUUACAGUGAGAUUUAUACGGGAACCAGUUGAUAAGAAAGAGUGUUUCGUUUUUGUUCCGUACUACCUGCCUUCUGAAGCAUUUGAUCACGUGAUUAGAGUUCAAUCAGAGGAAGGACAGUGGACGGAUUUACCUCCAAAAGAUGUUUCAAACCUUGCGUCACUUCCGGGAGUGAAUUUUUGUGGAUUAGCAGUGCAAGAUCAACCCUCUUUUGGUCUGAUAGUAAUUGCAAAAGAAAAGCAGACUCAAUAUAGUGUCCCGGAUGAAGGAAUUGUAAUUGAACCUACCGACGAUAGGAACAUUACAAUUCUUAUCUCACCAGAAACAUUCAGUGGAGAAACAUUUGUAUCAUUUUCUACAGAUGAAAUUCUUCCUGAAAGACUUCGUGCAUACAAGAAGAACAAUUCCGAGUUCAAGAAUGUAGUCAGCCUCAGCGCAAGACUGCACCUACUUUGUGAAACUAAAACGGAGGAUGAACUGUCUGUGAUAUUUUAUGAUCUCCUGAGAAAAGAACAUGAAACCUCAGAAAUUGGAAACUUCAUUAAUCUCCCACACCCUCAAAAGGAGGCACUGAACAGAUGCUGGAGACAGCUGGUCAAUAAUCUAGAAAUAGAUUCACUUAUUCCAAGGAUGAAAGAAUGGGGAAUACAGACUAAAGUUCGUUUUGGUGAAGAAGAGUCCAUAGGGGUUGAGUUUUCACUUCGUCAGAAAAUUGAGAAUGAAGAAACAGUGGGAGACAAGGCUCGAUUGCUUUUGAGGGAAAUUGAGCAGUGUUCUUUAGAAGAUUUCAACAGCUUUAUUAUCUGUCUUCGCGAGUCCAAUCAACAUAAUCUCGCGAGACUCCUCGUGGAUACGAUCGAAAGGGUGAAAAAAGAACCAAAGUCCACAUCUGCUGUCACAAAGCGAGGAAAAACUGACACUAGGAUUCUUGUACAACGAGAUAACGAUCCGUGGUUACCAUCCAAUCCCGUGAUUAUCCCAGAAAGACCGGAUGAUUUGGUUGUUGUUCUGCCUCCAGGUGGAAAAGAUUAUCAGAUAGUUGUGGUUAAACUUUCUGGACAAACCCUAAAGAAAGAUCUCCGUAGUAUCGCUGAUGUUGUUGUAAAUGACGCGAGGGAGAGUCGUACGUUCUUAAUCUGCAGACAGCAUUCAACACACCCAGAAAAAAUCACCAUCCAGUGUGUUCCUGCGGAGAAUGCCGACUCCAGAAUCAGACAUUUGAAGGACAGUGGGUAUACACUUGGAGUUGGAGAGGACAUUCAGUUCGGAAUGUGCGAUGGUGAAACUUUAGAAAUUACCUUUGAUUCAAACAUUGGUCUGGUUGACAUUGGAGAAGAUGGAAUUCUUAGACUGCAUUAUUUUUCUUAUCUGGACACUGCCAUCUAUUCGGGAGACCUGUUUCUGGUAGACGAGCGAGCACAGUCCCAGGAGCCGAUUUUUUCAGGGGAUCUUUACUACAAUGUCGGGGCAGUCAAACAAAGACCUCCGAGAACAGGGUAUUUUAAGGUCACCCUUCCAAAGUCGGCGGUGCCGUAUGUUGACAGAACGCCAUUUCGCAUGCUGGAUGUACAAGUAAUUGCUCUUGCAAAAUACAUCGGAUAUCGGCUUGGCACGAACGGCAGAGAGAGUGUACUGAGGUUUGCGGAGUCAUUGGUUGAUGAUGUCGACUUGCGUAGGCGCCUGUACAUGAAAGUACGCAGAGUUUGCCGAGGAAAAGAUGACAGAGCACGAUGUGAGAUGUUCAUCAUCAACUGGGCUCGACAACGUCUGAAAUUUGAAAACAAAGCUGUGCUGUUGAUUGACGCUCUUUGGUUUGAACCAGACAUACAGGCGGAUGCAAAAGAUUUUGCCUUGGUCUAUUCUCAGUCAGGAAUCCUCUGUGAUCAUUAUUUGCUGAAAAUGUCGGAAUUUAUUGGAGAGGAAUGGAUAACUUUGGGAAGGAAACUGUGCAUUCCAGAUCGCGACCUAAAUCUUCUCCGAAUAGACUAUAAGGAUAAGGCAGUGAGAAAUUUCAAACUCUUGGACUCGUUCAGGUUUUCUAAAAUCGCCAUAGAGCAGGGAACCAGUGUCAUUCGUUUUUUGCUGCGGGCCUGUAAAAGUGCAGGAUGUACCGCUGGAUUGAUAACAUUCAUAAGAUAUAUCGCGGGAAUUUUCAGAGAACUCACCUUUAUGAGACCUCAGAGCUGGAUGAGCAUGCGUUCUGCGGUGCCAUCUGUAGAAAUCACGUGAUAAAAAUAUGGACUGUCUCUGUCAGUGAAUGUGAUAUAACAUUUUUUGUUUCAGCGGACAGAUUGCCUGUGAAUUGGAUUUUUAUAAAAUACCUCCAUGCGUAUCAAUUCUUAUCCAAGAACAAUGAUUUUUCAUUGUAGAAUUUUCCAAAAAACACUUCACAAUUUGAAAAAAACAAGUUCUAUCAGUUCGGAUGAUCUUUAGGCAUUUUAUCACAGUUGUUUCAUGAAUUUAUUUGUUUACAACAAGUAAAAUGACAAAGCUUUGCUAAAGAAUGUCUAUUAUCCUUUAUAGAACGAAGCCAAAAGUAUUCAGAGCUUACGGAACCCCGCCAAGUCCUCCCCGGUCCAUUAACAUGUUCAGGCUGUUUUCUUGAAAAAGUAUCUGCAGAAUUCACUCAAAUGUGGUAAAUAUUAUAAAUGCAGGUAUUUUUGUGAAAUACAGCAGCUGUACAGUGUCGUGAUAGCACACUGCAAUAACCAUACACGUAUACAGUGAAAUAAAACACGCCA